Molecule: messenger RNA, 630 nt
Organism: Bathycoccus prasinos
Lineage: Eukaryota; Viridiplantae; Chlorophyta; Mamiellophyceae; Mamiellales; Bathycoccaceae
Exons: 1
Coding region: 1-630 (209 amino acids)
Source: RefSeq, a predicted model, not a curated record
AUGUAUGUCUCUGUAUUCAAAUUGAACGAACGAAAAAACAACGCAAAACAGAUUGCAGUCUUGAAACAAGAAAUCGACGGACUCGGGGCGACGAACCAGGCGAAACAGCUCGCGAAGCAAGCCGCGGAGAAAAAUGCCAUGGUGAACAAACUCAUCUCGACGGUUCGAGGCAAAGCGUUGCAAAGCAAAACAGAACGCUUGAAUUCGACGAAGGGGAAAUUGACGAAAGCGGAGGAUACUUUGGAGGCGAAGGAAGAGCAGAUUGCGGAGAACGAAGAGCAGAUCGCGUCUUUGAAGAGUGAGGUGCAAGACAUGGCGCAAGAAAUCGAAACGCUGGUGAAGGAGAUGGAGAAGUUGAAUAAAUUGAGGGUGGAGGAGAUUCAAAAGACGUACGACUCGUACAUCGGGUACUUGAACACGGAGAAGAAAUCGAGAGAGCAAGAAGUGAAGGAGGCGCAAGUGGCGUUGGAUAAGGAGAUGCAAGCGUUGGAACAAACGACGAGAAAGUUGGAACAAACGGUGGCGGAUAAGUCCAAACAUCAGGCUUUGGAUAACGGAGAGGAUGUUUCCGUUUCAGAUGCAGGAGAAUUCCAAGCGCCGGGAGAAGAAGAUGAGGAAUUGGACGAAUAA